This is a messenger RNA of Dicrocoelium dendriticum, 369 nucleotides long. NCBI's taxonomy places the organism in Eukaryota, Metazoa, Platyhelminthes, Trematoda, Plagiorchiida, Dicrocoeliidae. The record is from the annotation of a GenBank genome assembly.
AUGAGUGUCCUUUUCCGGGUUGCGGCUACCGCGCUCGUACUGAUAGCCGGCUGUCGCAGCACAAGCUCGUCCACGGCGAAGGUCGUCGUUACCCUUGCGAUUACUGUGAUUACAGUGCAACCACUUCUUCUAAUUUGCGAAGACACGCUCGCCUCCACGCCGGAGCCAAGCCCUAUUUGUGUCCACAUUGUCCUCAUCGUACAUGUGACAUACAUGCCCUUGCGAAACAUGUCCUCGAAUCCGGUAGACAUCCCGGUCUCCCUUUGUACGUCUGCCCUUGGUGCUCACAAAGUGAUCAAGGAUCCAUUCCUCCUGGCAUCAAAUGCGUCGGAUUUAACGCAACAAGUCUGGCGUGGCGUCAUCUUAUAA